GCCCUCGAGGAACGUUCAGUGUCAUUCUAUAAAUGUAUGUAUGGAGCCACCUUCCAACUUCACACCUCAAACUUCAUCAUCUCUGAAAGCUUACUUCAAUGGCUGCUAGCGGUGGCUGCAAGGGCAAAUCUAUUUGCUCAAAGCAUGUCACUAUGCUCACGGCCGUAAUUAUGAGCUUUGGAGUCAUCUCCUGUUGUCUCGGCCAUGGCGGGGGGGAUCAUGAUGGCCAUCUCGGGGCGAAGGGGGGAAGCUGCAUAGAGAGCGAGAGGAGAGCUCUCCUAGACAUCAGAUCCGACAUGUAUGACUCUGGCGAAAGAUUCUCUACUUGGAUCGGUGAAGAUUGCUGUCGUUGGAGAGGAGUGGCCUGCGACAACACCACCAGCCAUGUCAUCAAACUCGACCUCCACUAUCCUUACACUCGCCAUUCCUACACAGACUAUUGGGAUGACGAUGAUGACAUUUACUUCAUGCUGAAAGAGAUGGGUGCGAGCAAGGUAAAUCCCGCUUUGCGUGAUCUGAAGCAUUUGAAAUAUCUGGAUUUGAGCAUGAAUAAUUUCUUUGGCUCCCACAUUCCCCACAUGAUUGCUUCACUUGUGCAUUUGGAAUAUCUUAACCUAUCCAAUGGUAUGUUUGAUGGACUAAUACCUCCUCAACUGGGGAACCUCUCCAACCUACACUACCUUGAUCUUGGAGGAUGUGGAGUUAAUGAUCUACGAGCUGAUGACCUUGAUUGGCUCUCCCGAAUUCCUUCUCUAAAAUAUGUUGAUAUGAGUUCUGUCAACCUCUCUAAAGCAACUAAUUGGCUUCACCAAGUUAAUUCAAUUCCCAGUCUUGAAGUAUUGCAGUUGAGUUGUGGGGCAAGCCUCCCGUAUAUUCCAGCUCCUCCGCCCCCAUUUAAUUUGACUUCAAUUGUAAAGCUGGAUCUCUCUGGUUAUUCCAACUUGAACACAACAAUUCUAAGAUGGCUCUCUCAUGCUAGCAGCCUUGCAUAUCUUGAUCUUUCUUACUGUAGUGGUAUCGAUAUUGAGUCACUACAAGUCACUCUGGGAGCUCUGAGUAAUUUGAAAGAAUUAUAUUUGCUAGACAAUCGUCUCGAAGGAGAAAUUUUUGGAAUGAUAAUGAAUGUGAGCAGCAGGUUGAAACAUUUGGAUUUAAGUUGGAAUUCAUUAAGCGGAGAUAUUGGACAAAUCUUGAGGAGCCUUGGCUCCUUGGAGUACCUUGCAUUAGAUUAUAACAAGUUCAAUGGAGAUAUUCUAGAAAUGGUGAAAAAUACCCCAAGCAGCUUACAAUAUUUAAGUUUGACAUUCAAUCACAUUACUGGAGAAAUUUCACAAAAAGUAAAGAAUCUCACUAAUUUGGAAUACUUGGAUCUCUCGUACACCACUAUUACCGAAGGUAUACUAAUGGCUUUUUGUGAUCUUAUCAACUUAAAAAGUUUGAUAUUACAAGGAAAUAAGAUUUCAGGACAAAUACCAGAAAUUAUUGGGAAUCUCACCAAUUUGAAAUGCUUGGAUCUCUCGUACAACAAUAUUACUGGAGGCAUACCAGUAACUUUUGCUGAUCUCAUCAACUUACAAAUAUUGAUAUUGGAGGAAAAUAAGAUUUCAGGACAAAUACCAGAAACUAUUGGGAAUCUCCAAAAUAUACGAUGGCUAGAUUUAUCUGAUAAUUUUUUUAGUGGGCAGAUACCAGAGACCUUCAACAAACUCUACAACUUGCAAAUGUUGGAUGUAUCACGUAAUCACCUGACAAAGUUAGUAUCUGGGACUCUAAAUAAACUAUGCAAUUUGAGUUCUAUAUAUUUGUCCUUUAACCCUAUUGGUGGAGAGCUAACAGAUUUGAUCGAUGCUUUACCAUAUUGUAACCAGGGAGCCAGUUUAGAUAUAUUUAUUAGGGCUAAUAAUUUGAGUGGGAUUGUCCCCUCAAGUAUUGGUCAAUUAUCUGCAUUACAUGAAUUGGACAUCUCCUCAAAUUUGCUGGAAGGCAACAUCACCGAAGCACACUUUUCCAAACUCAUCAAUUUAGUCAAUUUGGACAUAUCUUACAACUCCUUGAACGUGAUCCUACCCAAUGAUUGGCUUCCACCUUUUAAUGCCUACAGUAUUAUUAUGAGCUCAUGUCAUAUGAGAACUAAAUUUCCUGCUUGGAUUCAGACACAAACAAAUUUGAAAGAUCUUUCUUUAUUUGGAGUUGGACUCUUAGGCCACCUUCCAACUUGGUUUUCAGAUUUCUCAAAAAGUUUGUGGAGUCUUAACUUGAGUUCUAAUAACUUGAAUGGCCCACUACCCUCUGUUGCCAAUGUCAUCAUUGAUCUCUCCAAUAACUCAUUUGUUGGACCCAUUCCAUUAAGUUUUGCAAAUGCCUCGUACGUUCAAAUUUUAUCUUUAUCUCAUAACAAUAUCAAUGGCAGUUUUUCUCCCUUAUCCUGCAAUCUAAAUUAUCUGAAAAUCCUGGACCUAUCAGACAAUAAUUUAUCUGGAGAAAUCCCAACAUGUCAUAAAUCAUUCCCAACUUCUCUACAGUCCUUGCAUCUGAACCACAACAACCUAUCUGGAAGAUUUCCUUCCUUCUUGAAACAAUGUGAACAAUUGGUUACCCUUGAUCUCGGUGAAAAUAAUUUGUUUGAUGAAAUACCAACAUGGGUGGGAGAAAACCUUUUAUCCUUGAGAGUUCUUAGUUUGAAGUCAAACCUAUUUUAUGGUCCCAUUCCAGUGCACAUAGCAAAUCUCACUUCUCUUCAGGUUUUGGAUCUUUCUUCCAACCAUCUUUCUGGUAGCAUACCUUCAUCUCUGGGAAAUUGUAGGGCUAUGGUUGAGAUGCAACAUGAUACUACGUCAUUGCUUCAUCUUGACGCUGGUAGUUACUAUGUUGAGAGCAUAGUAAUAACGGUGAAAGGAUUUGACAUCCAAUACACCACAAUUCUCUCACUUGUAACAAGCAUAGACCUAUCAAACAAUAAUCUUUCCGGCGAGAUCCCAAGAGAGCUAACAAGCCUCCAUGGAUUGCUUUUCUUGAACUUAUCCAAGAAUCAUUUGAGAGGAACCAUUCCAGAAAAGAUUGGUUCCAUGGAACAACUGGAAUCACUUGACUUAUCGAUGAACAAUCUCACCGGAGAUAUUCCUUCCAGCUUAUCAUCUCUCACCUUCCUAAGCCACUUGAAUCUCUCUCACAACAACUUGUCAGGAAGAAUUCCAACAGCCGGUGGUCAAAUGUCGACCUUUCUUGGCGACCCGUCGGUCUAUGAUGGUAAUGAAUACCUUUGUGGUACGCCACUGCCAGAGUGCCCUGGUGAUGCAGACCAUCAAAGUCCACCUCAUGAACACGAAGAGAAAAACGGUGACAGGCUUGAAACAGUGUGGGAAAUUACCAGCAUCGUCAUGGGUUUUGUGGUUGGUUUUUGGAGUUUUGUUGGAACAAUGAUCAUGAAACAGAGCAUAAGGUUUGCGUUCUUUCGAUUUUUCGACAAGGCUUACGAUUGGUGCUACGUGCAGUUGGCAGUCGGAUGUGCAAGGUUAAAGUCCAAACAACAAAGUGUGACUUGAUCCAUCGAUCGGUGGCAAGAACCGAAGAGUUUGCUGUUACAUCUUAAGGAGGUCUCAAGUUGCUUUUCCAGUUAUUAAUUCCAGCUCGUAUGAUAUGGUGUACUGUUGUCAGAAUAAGGAAGGAAAAGGGUAUCGCAGUUGAUGGCCUUUUGCUUCAUUAGUAUGUAUGUGUUUGUUCUAAUCAGUUCAAAAACUUCAUCAUCCGUCGUUCUAAUCAAUAUGUUCAAGUCAGUCAUCCCUACCUCUGUCUUUAUGACAUUAUAAUCAAGCAGAAGAAGUAUGCUGAAGAGCUUAUUGUUACAUCUUGAGGUCGCAAGCUGCUUUCAAGUAAUGCUGUAUGUAAUCAUCAUGCAAUGCGGUCAGAAUAAAGAAGGAAGAAGUAUCAAGUAAUGCAUUCCUUCUAAUCUCUUCAAAUACUUUUUUAUCUUCCGUCGUUCUGUUAUCGCUUUCCUUUCGAAACAUUGCCUCGUUAAUUGGAUGACGACACAUGCUUUUCUUUGUGUUAUUUUAUAUGGCAGCUUCUGUUGGCAAUUUUUGUAGCUUUUAGUAGUCUUCUGUUGACAUCCAUUGUCAUGCUCGAUCUCUCUGGUUAUUAGAACUCAAGUAAUGCAAGUAUUCCAAGAUGGCUCACUAAUGCUAGCAACCUUGCACAAAUUGGCAAUCUUCAAAGUCUGCAGGUUUUACAUCUGUCUCGGAACUCUGUUACCGGGAAACUACCAGAAACAAUUGGCAAACUCGACCUCUUGCAGUUCUUGGAUAUAUCAGAUCAACCACUUAGCAGGGCAGAUGCCGAGGACUUUAAGUUUGUCGAGUUGUAGUGGAGGAGCAGCCUUGUCAUACUUACGUAUUGAGGGCAACAAAUUUAAUGGCAUUAUUCCAUAUAAUUUUGGUCAAUUUUCUGGAAUGUACAGGUUGGACCUCUCCUCCAACUCACUACAAGGCGACAUCACUGAAGCACACUUUUCCCAGCUCCUUCAACUUGGAAAAUUAGGACAUAUCUUACAGCUCCUUCAAAUUGGCUUCCCCCUUUUGAUGCUUCAUUUAUUGACAUGAGUUUCUGUCGUAUAGGAACCAAAUUUUCUACUUGGAUUCGACCCCAAACUAAUUUGAGAAGCCUUCAACUAUCUGGAGUUGGACUCGCGGGCAAAGUUCCAGCUUGGUUCUCGGAUAUGUCUACAGGAAGCAUUGCAACAAGCAAUUUAAAUGACCCCUCAAUCUAUGUUGGCAACAAAGACCUUUGUGGUACGCCACUGCCUGUGUGCCCUGGAGAUGUUGCUUAUCGAAGCCUACCUCCUGCAGCAAUUGAAGGAGAAGAAGACAGUGAUGGCGAGCUUGAAGGUGUAUUAGAAAUUACAAGCAUCGUCAUGGGAUUCGUGGUGGGGUUUUGGAGUUGUUUUGGCAUAAUGAUCAUCAAACAGUCUCUAAGGGUUGCUCUCUUCCGUUUGACAGACAAGACUGGUGAUUGGGUCUUCGUGCAGAUGGCAGUAAGGUUUGCAAGGCUGAAGUCCAAGUCGAGAAGAACCACAUGAACUGUCGCAGGAAACUUGGGUGGCACGUUUACUAUUACAGCUUGAGAUCAUACGGUCCUUUCCACUAAGUCGCCCAUAUGUAUUAUGAUGUAAUGCUAUCAGCAAAAACAACGCCAACUGUCUAUGCUGUUCUAUUUAUGUUUCAUGUAUUUGUUUAGCAUACUGGGGCUUGUCCAUCUAUGGUCAUUUUGAAGCUAUGGAAAUUGGAGAUGAAUCACCAACAAGUGAUGCUGCUCACUGAAGGAAGUUUAUGAUGGAUUGAUUCUCUCAGCCACAGUGAUCAUGAUAAAGUUGAAUUUGUCCAGGCUGCCACCCUUCCUAUUGCUACUGUUUCUGAAGGCAGUGAAACUUAAUUUGCAGCAUCAAUUAUUUGUUUCUUGUCCAGAAACAAUCAACCUUGUCGAGAGAUUGAGAAACAAGAAGUUGUCAUAAAUUGUUCAACACAUCAGUGUCAAAGAUUAGAGCGCACAAACAUCAAGAAAUUGAAUGUAGUCCAGCAGAAGCAUUUAGUUCUCCAGCAUCCAUCUGAACAGAAGUGUGAAUACACUACUGAAUUCCAUUGAGGUGUGUGCAGUCUGCUUACAUAAUGGCUUACUUCAGCAGAUUUCAGCUGAGAAACUUGUCUGCAACAUCAACAACUUCAAAAGAAACCACACCACCUCACCAUGUUCAAUUUCUUUUCUCAUUGAGCAAUUAUCAGAGUGGCCAGCCAGCAAAAUCCAAAGAGAAAAAGGGAAAAGGCAGACAUCAGCUACAAUGAUUAAGCUAGUAAGUAAUAUAUGCAUGGUGGGAAUGCAAUGUAACUUUCUUGGAAUUCAAUGAUUAAGAUGUCUAUUCUCUCUUUGUACUA
Molecule: messenger RNA, 5921 nt
Organism: Musa acuminata AAA Group (dessert banana)
Lineage: Eukaryota; Viridiplantae; Streptophyta; Magnoliopsida; Zingiberales; Musaceae
Product: receptor-like protein EIX2
Exons: 3
Coding region: 99-3542 (1147 amino acids)
Molecular function (GO): protein binding
Source: RefSeq, a predicted model, not a curated record